UUUCACUGUCGAGUUGUAUUUAAAAAAUAUAUUAUCUUCAAUUAAUAAAUAUAGUUUCGCAAAGAAACAAAGUUGAAAUGAGAUUAGGAAAUACUAAAUGUAGCUAAAUACAGUCAAAUCUUCUUUAGAUAUAUUGAUCUAAACAUUAUGUAUUGAACAGUAUUAUGACCUUGUCUGUAUGAAAGCACUGUAAGGUCGAACAUUUCAUAUAUUUUUUAUCAUCAGAAGGGAAAAGAUCUCAACAAAGCAGCAUCAAAGUAAUUAUUCACCAACAAGGUGCCUUCAUUUUAUAAUAUUUUUGAAGUGAGGGAAAUCUGAUGAUUUCUGACCAAGUUCUUUCAUUAAUUCAUCUAUUUGACUUAAACAAAUGUAACAUAAAUAAAUAAACAAGCAACAGAUUAGAAAUCAUCUGUUCAAGAGUAUGAUAGUCACUAUAGUGGCCAAAGAAACAAUGCAGAUAGGACACUUUUCUGAAAAAACUUAUCUUUUCAUUUCUCUUGCUAGAGAUGUCUUGAUUAGGUAUUAGAAUAAUUCUGCAUCUAAUAACAGUCUCAAGGCAUUUUCGUUGUCUUGAAUGUGACUACAUGAUUUAUCCUUGACUGAUAGAUGACUAGGUGUCUUGAUCGUAGCUAGUGCAUUGUGCCUUUUUGAUUUAUUAGUAAUGUCUAUCAAAUGCGCCUAAGCUAUUUUUCUUUCAAAAAAAACAUCAACUUAGAGGUGUUUUUUUGAAAACAUUAAGGUGUCUAACAGUAAAAAGAUGAGAAAAUGCAUCUGACGUGCCUUCCAAACGCACUGUGGACGCGUGUUGAAGUCAGCCGAGUAGUUUAUCAAGACAUAUUUCUUUUGACAGUGUAAUAAUUUAUAUCGAAAACAAGAUUUUCGAAAUGAAAGAUAGUAAUUUAUUGAUUUACAUUAGAUAUUCUGUAAAGAAGUCGACAUUUUCAUUUCAAAAUGACUUUUUGUUAUCUCUAAAUUAUUUUUGAAAGGAAACUAGUAUCAAUAAAUAGUGUACUAUUAUUUUAAGAAUUGAAUUUUUCCAAACACUAACAAUUUAGACUGAUUUUGUAGUAACUAAAUCUUUAUCAAUAAAAAAUUAUAUUACUGUACAAAUGAAUCAAAAUGAUUUUUACUACAAAAUCUCUUUGUAGGAAAAAGGAAAAAAAUUAUUCAGGUCAUCUCACACGAAUAACUUCGCAUUAUAUUUAUUCAAUUAAUCCAAAAUUUCGUUUAACUUUAAAAUUAUAUUUAGCAUAUUAUUUUCGUCGUUGUAGAAUUAAACGUCGUCGAGCAUUUACAUAUUUUAAUUUAAGACGUAAAAAAACAAAUGAUUCUCUUGAUGGUUUAAGUAUACAAAAUGAUCCAUAUAUGAAUAGAUGUACAAUGUUAUCACCUAAUUAUUGUUAUGCAAGUAGUUUAAGAAAUCCAAAUAAUUAUUUGAAACAAUUACAAGAAAUGUCACAAAAUCAUAGUUCAGAAAAAUCUUAUGUUUGGCACGAUAUUGAACAAAAACUAAAACAUACACAUAAAACACGCUAUCUACAUUAA
Messenger RNA from Didymodactylos carnosus, 1545 nucleotides. NCBI's taxonomy places the organism in Eukaryota, Metazoa, Rotifera, Eurotatoria, Philodinida, Philodinidae. The record is from the annotation of a GenBank genome assembly.